Messenger RNA from Phalacrocorax carbo (great cormorant), 597 nucleotides. Lineage: Eukaryota; Metazoa; Chordata; Aves; Suliformes; Phalacrocoracidae. The record is from RefSeq and is a predicted model, not a curated record.
GCAGGCAGAUGGCUGGGCUAUAAGAGAUGCCACGCUUGAGACCAGCCCUGCUCCAGCCCAAGUGGAUCUCGCUACUUCGUCAAGAUGAGCAAGACCCCCCAGGGCCAGGAACAGCUCUCUGAGCUGGAGAAGUCCAUGGAUGUCAUCAUCGAUAUCUUCCACAAGUACUCGAGACAGGAGGGUCACAGUGACACCCUGACCAAGAACGAGCUGAAGCUCCUGAUUCAGAGCCAGCUUGCGAACUACCUGAGGCACGUGAAAAACAAGGCCACCAUUGACCAAAUCAUGAAUGACCUUGAUAUCAACAAGGAUCAGCAGAUCAGCUUCUCCGAGACAAUGUUGCUGAUCACCCGCGUGACCAUUGCCACCCACGAACACCUCCAUGAGGUCGAGGACCAGCAGCAGCAGCAGCAGCAGCACAAACACCAACACCACCACUGAGGUGGGCUGUGGUCCCCAGCCAAAGGCACCCAUGCAGUACUUGCAGCCCCCGGCUUUCUCCCCUCCAUCCUUCUCUGCCCACCUCCCUCCUUCCCUUCCUUUAAGUCUGAUGGUUUUGCUGCCAAAUAAAGAUUUGCCCUGAGGCUGUGAAAGCUC